GGAAACUCACAUUGGACAUCACCAGGUUGAAUCUCCAGAAGUAUAAUGAAGGAUUCAUUGUUCCUACGUAGCUUGCUUGUAUGCACCCUGCUGGGUUGUCUGUGUGGCACAACACAGGGCCGGAGGCUUCAACUGGGCAACUGUAUUGUUAACAUUCACACUCAUGAGCUCAGGCAUCACUUCCAGCACAUACGCCAAGGCAUGAUUUCAGGAGAUAACUUCAAGGGUAUACGGUUACUUAAAAAAGAAGUGCUGAACAGUUUACAGGGUGAAGAAAGCUGUUGCUUCCUAAAGCAGCUGCUUCACUUCUACAUGGAUAAGGUUUUUAUCAGCUACACCAGCAGCCAUUCCCUACACCGCAGGACCACCAGUGUCCUAGCCAACUCCUUCCUCAGUAUCACCAAGGACCUGCGAGUCUGCCAUGCUGAUGCAAACUGUGAGUGCAGUGAAGAUGCCAUGCUAAAACUCGCAGACAUUCAAACCAUGUACAGCAAGCUUGAUCAAACAGCAGGAACCGUGAAGGCCAUUGGAGAGCUGGACUCAUUAUUUGAAUGGCUAGAAAGUUUUCAACACCACUGAUAAUAGACCAAGAGCUAAACUAAAUAAGCUAGAUAUGCCUUAUAUUUCUGAAGCACAGACUCAACUAAACAGAUUUGCUACUUGAUUGUUUAUUUGGGAUUAAUUUAUUUAAACUAUUAACAUUUUGUGGGCCAUAUUUAUAUGCAUAUUUGCAUGCCGUAUAAAUGUCAUGUUGCAAAGUAGACCUUUGAGGUCAGUUUGUAAUUUUAAUUUAUUUUAUUUGUGUUUUGAAUUAAUAUUUGUGUUUUUUUAAUAAUUAAUUUAUAAUAUAUAUGAAAAUGUAUAAUAAUAUAUGAAAUAAA
Myxocyprinus asiaticus (Chinese sucker) is the source of this 881-nucleotide messenger RNA. Its product is annotated as interleukin-20-like. Bases 46 to 579 code for a protein of 177 amino acids. The transcript is spliced from 6 exons. Gene Ontology annotation, cellular component: extracellular region. The record is from RefSeq and is a predicted model, not a curated record. NCBI's taxonomy places the organism in Eukaryota, Metazoa, Chordata, Actinopteri, Cypriniformes, Catostomidae.